AUGUCUGACUCAAUAUCUACACAUCUUGAGAAUAUAAAACAUAUUAUAUUGGUUCUAUCUGGUAAAGGUGGUGUUGGAAAAAGUUCAAUUUCUACUCAACUCUCGUUAUGUCUUGCGCAGAAAGGACAUAAGGUUGGAAUUCUCGAUAUUGAUCUUACUGGUCCAAGUAUACCAAGAAUGUUUGGACUUGAAAAUAGGCAGGUUCAUCAAGCGUCUUCUGGGUGGGUUCCAGUUUUUACGGAUGAAAGUCAAAAAUUAUGUUGCAUGUCAAUUGGAUUUUUACUUCAAAAAAAAGAUGAUUCUGUUGUUUGGCGUGGGCCAAAAAAAAAUGCCAUGAUUAAACAAUUCCUGUCUGACGUUUGUUGGGGUGAAUUGGAUUAUCUAAUUAUCGAUACUCCACCAGGCACUUCUGAUGAACAUAUAUCUGUCGUGGAAUACUUGAAAGAUACUAAUCCUGAUGGUGCCAUCCUUGUAACUACUCCACAGGCAGUUGCAUUAGCCGAUGUGCGUAAGGAGCUAAAUUUUUGCAAGAAAGUGAAUUUACCUAUAUUGGGUAUUAUUGAAAAUAUGAGCGGAUUUAUAUGUCCCCAUUGUGAGGAGUGUACGAAUUUGUUCUCAACUGGCGGUGGUGAAGCAAUGGCACAUGAAUUUAGUAUAGAUUUUUUAGGCCGUGUUCCAAUUGACCCAUCUCUGACUCUCAUAGUAGAAAAUCAAGAUUCUUCUGUCGAUAACGAUCUGAUUAAAAAAUAUUCUGCUUCAAAUUUGUUUAAAGUUUUGAGUAAUAUCACUGACAAGAUUGUUGAAAAAGUGUCUCUUUAA
This is a messenger RNA of Cetraspora pellucida, 819 nucleotides long. NCBI's taxonomy places the organism in Eukaryota, Fungi, Glomeromycota, Glomeromycetes, Diversisporales, Gigasporaceae. The record is from the annotation of a GenBank genome assembly.